This is a messenger RNA of Necator americanus (New World hookworm), 705 nucleotides long. RefSeq lists its product as uncharacterized. Gene Ontology annotation, cellular component: nucleus. NCBI's taxonomy places the organism in Eukaryota, Metazoa, Nematoda, Chromadorea, Rhabditida, Ancylostomatidae. The transcript is spliced from 4 exons. Gene Ontology annotation, biological process: chromatin remodeling. Bases 1 to 705 code for a protein of 234 amino acids. The record is from RefSeq and is a predicted model, not a curated record.
AUGCGUGAACGUCUUCCUAUUUUGCGCUGUUUGCCUGGCAGUUUCGACGACAAUCGUCAACCUUACCUCCCUGAUGAAAUCAUUACGCAUAUAAUCUGUACAGUGUGUCCAACAGAGGCUUCCAUGACCGCUUCCGGCCAACGUGAGUCGAAAACCUUCCCCGAAUGUAAAUCGAAAGAAAUGGAGCACUGCGGCAUCUUGUACUCUCACCACACCUCAAUGAGUUUCGAAACAGUAUCUUAUAGAUCUGCUGCAAAUCCUACCUCACGCCUCAAAGCGGCGCAGCCUGGCCGUCGGGCAGCUAUGGUGGCGAGACUUCGUCUCGGCAGGGAAUUAGGCGAUGGCUACAAGCUCAUCUACCACGGCAUAUCAAAUCGCAAUGGCGUUGGUAUCAUAGCGAACGAGUCGUUUAGAAAUAGCGUCACAGCGGUGGAUCGACUAUCGGAUCGCUUGAUGGCUGUAAAAGUAGAUACAGAAGAAGUGGAAUUGCGAGUCGUCUCUGCUUAUGCGCCACAGAUGGGCUGUAGUGAAGAAGAGAAGGCGUGCUUUUGGGAAGAUCUGGAGCAGUACGUCCAAUCCCUGGAAGGCGAAGAAGUACUUCUAAUCGGAGGAGACUUUAACGGACAUGUCGGUUCUCGGAAAGACGGGUUCGAGAGUUGUCAUGGUGGAUACGGUUUUGGAGCUCGCAACGACGACGGGUUGUGA